CCAGCUUCCGCCCACGCUCCAGCCCCGACGACACGAUCCUUUUGGCCGCAUAGCUUCGGUUCUCCAAUGCCACUCUCCAGAUCCAGCCAUCCAUCUGGGGGGCGGAGCCGACGUCACUGGCGUGGCGGGAACGUAGCCGCCGUCGGCUAGUGCACCCCGGCUCGGUCUGGAGGGCAUCGACGAGAUGCGCAACGGACAGCGCGCCGCGUGACACGGAUGGGUGUGAAGGCUCGCGGUGAGGCGAUGCCGUCGUGGCUAUAUAGAAGGUUUGCGGGACGCAGCGGCAGGUCCAGGCGGCCGGACACGCAUUUAUGCCCCAUGCGUUGACGACUCGCCGACAAGACAAACGAGCACAUCACCCACCCGUCUCCAACGCAUUCGUCACGGCACGCACAACACACAGCCAGGCAGAAGAAGCAUGGGCUCCAACGAAACACCCGGCUGGCGGCGCCUCAGCGUGGGCGUCGUGGGCGGCGGCAUCGGCGGGCUGGCGGCGGCCAUCGCGCUGCGGCGGGCGGGCCACGAGGUGACCGUGUACGAGAGGUCCGACUUUGCGGGCGAGGUGGGCGCGUCGGUGUCGUGCGCGGCCAACGGCACGCGGUGGCUGCACGAGUGGUCGGUGGACGUGGCCCGGGGCGACCCCGUGGUGCUGCGCAAGCUCAUCAACCGCGACUGGAAGACGGGCGAGCCGGUGAGCGUGUACGACCUGGGCGACUACGAGGAGCGCUGGGGGCACGUCUACAACAUGUUUCACCGCCAGGACAUGCACCGGAUGCUCAAGGAGUGCGCGCUGGGGGAGGAGGGGGAGGGGACGCCGGCGCGGCUGGUGGUGAAGCACAAGUGCCAGAGCAUCGACGUCGAGGCCGGCGUCGUCUCCUUCGCCAACGGCGCCACGGCGCAGCACGACGUCAUCGUCGGCGCCGACGGCAUCGGGUCCGUCGUGCGCGGCGAGCUGGGCAUCCGGCCGGCCAAGCGGCCCGCCGAGCAGAGCUGCCUGCACACCAACGUGACGACCGAGGAGGCGGUGCGGGCGGGGCUCGUCGACUACUCGCGCGACGCGGCGCUCGAGUACUGGGGCGGGCAGGAGGGCAAGUGGGACAAGAUUGUGCUCUCGCCGUGCAACGACGGCCGCCUGCUGUCCUACUACUGCUUCUUCCCGCGCGCCGUGGGCGACUACGCCACGCAGGCGUGGGCCGGCGCCGAGGACCGCCCCGUCGAGGAGCUGCUGGCGCCGUACCCGGAGCUCGACGAGCGCGUGCGCGCCCACCUCGCCAUCGGCAAGGAGAUUCGCCCCUGGCGCCUGUGGCUGCACGACCCGUACCCGUACCUGGGCCGCGGCCGCGUGUGCCUGCUCGGCGACGCGGGCCACCCCAUGAUGCCGCACCAGAGCCAGGGCGCCUGCAUGGCCAUCGAGGACGCCGCCGCCCUCGGCAUCCUGCUGGGCCGCGAGCGCUUCCGCGGCGACGUCGCCGAGGUCCUGGCCGUCUACGACGAGGUGCGCCUGCCGCGGGUGACGCGGGUGCAGGCCGCCGCGGCCAAGGCGGCGUACAACAUAAACGAGCGCAUCGGCUUCUCCGUCAACAAGGACACCCCGACGUACAAGGUCGAGGACCCCAAGAAGAUCCUGACCAUUGAAGAGAUGAACGCGUACGACAUGUUCAAGGACGUCGACGAGCGGCUCGCGGCGCGGCGCGGCGUCGCCUUUACGGAAAAGUACGUCAGGGGGCUGCCGAUGGGGCUGAAGCUGCCGAGCGGCAUCACGGUGGGGGAGUCGGAGUAGGAGUGGACGGCGGCAGUGGCAGUGGCAGUGGCAGU
Purpureocillium takamizusanense is the source of this 1815-nucleotide messenger RNA. Its product is annotated as Salicylate 1-monooxygenase. Lineage: Eukaryota; Fungi; Ascomycota; Sordariomycetes; Hypocreales; Ophiocordycipitaceae. Gene Ontology annotation, molecular function: monooxygenase activity; FAD binding. The record is from RefSeq and is a predicted model, not a curated record. The transcript has 4 exons. The coding region runs from base 419 to 1780 and encodes 453 amino acids.